This is a messenger RNA of Candidula unifasciata, 1128 nucleotides long. Lineage: Eukaryota; Metazoa; Mollusca; Gastropoda; Stylommatophora; Geomitridae. The record is from the annotation of a GenBank genome assembly.
AUGGAGAAGGGCUCCUCUCACUCUCACUCGAGCGUGGACAGCUACGGUUCACUCAACGAUCUCACCGAGGAUGAGCUGCACAAGAUGAUACAGGAAACAUUACAAGCUAAUACUGUGCUAGAAGCAGAGACUUUUAUGUUUGAGAGGCACCUGGCGCGCAUUGAGCAAAAAGAAGGCAUUAAAGACUCUGGGCCUCCUUCCACUCAGAGUAUCAGUGUCAGGGAUCCGUCUUACCGCAAACGCUCCAGGUCGUUGAUGGCCAGCACUGACCGUUCACAACGACUCACUGCGGAGCAGAAGUGUGAUAUCGCUCAGAAAGAAAUUGAGGCACUCAAAACCAGCAUCAUCAAAGUGGAUGAAGAAUCGGAGAAAAGCCUCGACUAUUACAAGGCAAUCAUGGAGGAAGCAGAGAUCAACCUGUCGGAGCUCAAGAAAGAAUACUAUGAAUUUGAGCGAGAUGUUUUGAAAGGAGCUCUUCAUCCACGAACCAACAAAAUUAUUGCAGAAAAAUGUUUAAGAUUCUUCGAAGAUAAAAUCAAAGCAAGAGACUUGCUGAUUGAAAAGUUCCGGCUGAAGAAUGCCGCACUCAAAAUUCAGAUGAAAAAGAUGAAGCAGCAACUGAAACAAAAAGCAGAAAUGGGAGAAGUCUUGAAUGAAGUCGACUUCAACCAGCUGAAGAUUGAGAACGAGCAGUACCUGGAGAAGAUCGAUGAGAGGAACCAGGACUUGCUGAGGCUGAAAUUGAUGACUGGAAACACCUUACAGGUGUUAAACUCUUAUAAGCAAAGACUUCAGACUUUGACUAAAGAGGCUGUCAAACUGCAGAAUGACUUGGCCUUACGCGAGGAUUUACAGCAGAAAAUCCUGGCAGAAACUAAAAUGGUGGAAGCGGAAAGAGCACAAGCUGAAAAAGUUAACAAAAAACUCCGCAAGAAUUUGACCGAUUUCCGAAUACCAGACGUCAUGGAGUAUGUCCAUGGAAAAGCAGACAUUUACGAUCUGCAGAAAAAAAUCAAGAACUGGGAGAGGAAGGUUGACAUAGCAGAGUUGGCAUUGAGUACACACACCAAGGCUUGGAAAGUGCUGCAGCUCCAGGUUCAGAGAAAACAUGACUGGCAGGAUGUAUGA